AUGGCUUCGAGAAGGUCUUCAACCUUUUCGACAAGGUCCAUCAAACAAAGGAAAUACUCGACAGAUCGACAUCAAAGGGGCGCCGAGCUCUCGAUCCGCAUAGAAGAGGGUCGAUCACUGCGGCCGCCGCUGGUCCAGGAAGAAGACAUCUCGACAUCGUUUGUGCAGGAUUUCUUCUCCAAGCCACCACUUUCCAAGAACGUUGCGGCCUCGUUGACCCAUGCCGACACCUUCCCGUGUCCGCUGGACAUCCACCCAGGCCAGCGCGUCAGGGGCUUCUCGGACGCCUUCGACGACGACCACAAAUACAGCGUCGUCGAGGACUCCCUCGAAUUCAAGAACCCCUUUCCCGAACCGAACCCGCAGCAGCAACUCGAGAUCGAGCAGCGCGGCGCCGUCUUCAGACGGGUCAACACCGACAUCAAUGCCGAAGAGGCACAGAUCCGCAUCACGCGCUCAGCGUCCGACGCCAGAGGCCGCGGCGGCGCCAAUCACCCCAUUGACCGUGUGAGGAGAUGGCUUGGGAUCAAGACUGCCAUCAAGCCCGGGGCGUACAACGGCCUCAAGUAUGCGGCCGGUCUGGCUACGACGCAUGCGACGGCCAUCCUCUCCCAGAAACCUGCUCCGCUGUUCAAGCGGAGAGCUCUCUAUGUCUUGGAAUACGACGUGGACGAUCAAGGUGUCUUACUCUGCGCGCCUCCAAAGCUAUGCGAAAGCGUUUCCAGUCUCCGAAAGCACUUGGAAGAGGGCGACCAGCCUGGUUCCGUGCUCCGGUUAGUCUACGUCUGCAACAAUGAGGAAGCAGUCAACUAUCUGAGCAAUGCGUUCGGCAUCAGCGGCUCCAGCACCGAGACGGGCGAGCGCAGCUUUCGUGACUGGAUGCAAGAUGACCGCGACACACGGCGGGCGUCACACAAGGCCAUUCGAUGGCGACCGGCGUUCGAUAUCGCUCGAGGGGUCAUCUGCACAGCAUUCGGGCUGGAUUUUGGAUCCUUGGUGGUGCCUCGGCAGGGAACUCCUCCACCUCAUCAUCAACAGCACAGUCAACCUUCGCAAACCACCACGGCCUCUCUCUACCGGCAGCGGAUCUCAGUCUACAUGCAACGAGCCUCGUCGCAAGCUCUACCCGGCCCGAGAGUCACGCGCUUCAACUCCGGUUCACGCCAUCUGCAUGACAUGGCCAAGCGCGACACCAUUAUCAUUUGCGAAUAUUCCUCCGGCGAGGCCGGCGAGAUCGUUAGCGCCAAUGUCCUCCUGGGUCUGAAUCCAGGUCCCUUUGCGACUCCUAGUCCCGGCGAUGGCGAGGAGGAGAAGCCAAUUUUGGACCGAAAAGUGUGUACCUCGACGCCCACGCUCCAAGCCGUUCUCUCGCACAUCUUCGACGGCCUGUACCAGCUCUGGCGCGACCAGAUCGCGCUGAUCCACGAACCGCACGCAUCGCUGGAAGACCACAUCUAUGCCCACCCGUCGGAUUCCUCCCGCGCCCGCGACGUCUGGGCCAUGUCGCAGCGGCUGCACAACAUGCUGAAGCUGGUGAACCGGCAUUCCAAGGUUAUCGAGGCCGUGCAGGACGACUUUGCCGUCUUUGCAGAGACGGAGAGACAUUAUCACGACGGCGGCGGCGGAGCCGAAAGGAAAGACCGAGAACCCGGUAGUGGACGCGAUGGCAGAAGGGCCAGUGGCGGUAGCCGUAGUAGCAGUACAUGGUUGACGCCACUGCUGGACGACUUUGAGGUUCUGGCUGAGAAUAUUGGGACGGAUUAUCUGGAGCCGCUGGAACAUAUGAUUGACCUGAUGUACAAGUCCGUCACGAUCCGGGACUCGAAGCAAUCCCUCGAACUCAACGCCAGCCUGUGGCGGCUGAGCUGGAUCACCUUCAUCUUCCUGCCGCUUACAUUCCUGGUCGGCGCGUUCGGCAUGAAUGUCGACGCGUUCCGCCAGUAUCCCAGCUUGAAGUGGUAUUUCGUCGCUGCGGUGCCUCUGAUGCUGGCCGUCUUCUUCCUCUGGUUCGCCAUGCGCCGCUUCGGGCCGGGCCGCCACAGCUCCGGCAUCCUCGAUAUGGCCAUCCUGGGCACUGGGUUGGAGAUUCGCUCGUUGUAG
Cladophialophora bantiana CBS 173.52 is the source of this 2100-nucleotide messenger RNA. RefSeq lists its product as uncharacterized. The transcript is spliced from 4 exons. Gene Ontology annotation, cellular component: membrane. NCBI's taxonomy places the organism in Eukaryota, Fungi, Ascomycota, Eurotiomycetes, Chaetothyriales, Herpotrichiellaceae. Gene Ontology annotation, biological process: transmembrane transport; metal ion transport. The record is from RefSeq and is a predicted model, not a curated record. Bases 1 to 2100 code for a protein of 699 amino acids. Gene Ontology annotation, molecular function: cobalt ion transmembrane transporter activity; magnesium ion binding; magnesium ion transmembrane transporter activity.